Theileria equi strain WA is the source of this 1431-nucleotide messenger RNA. RefSeq lists its product as hypothetical. The coding region runs from base 1 to 1431 and encodes 476 amino acids. The record is from RefSeq and is a predicted model, not a curated record. NCBI's taxonomy places the organism in Eukaryota, Apicomplexa, Aconoidasida, Piroplasmida, Theileriidae. The transcript has a single exon.
AUGGCAGACGCUAAGGCAAGGAGUGAGAGGAAGCAAAAUACAGAUGAGGACUUUAGAAUGAGGAUACACAAUGCUCACAAGUACGUUUUUAUGCUGGUUACUGUAUCCACAGCGGCUCUUUCUAGUGUUACAUUGCUCCUGGAGAAAGUUUUCCACUGUGAGAAUAUAGCCAACAAGUGCUACUUCUCUCUUUUAGUCUCAGGUUGGGCUGUGAUAACUAUUGCUCUACUAUGGUUGAGAAUGAGCUUUGGUGCUUUGGUUGUUUACUUUUGGUUACUAAUACCUGGUCUGUUUAUACUCGUCGUUGUCAUAUACUUUGGCAAUGGAAACGUGGCUCGUAUAAUUUUCAUUUCUGUUUAUGGAAUAAAUGGAGGCCUGGAGGCAUUGAUUUUACAGGCGUCCACAUUUGUGAUAUCAAAGCUAUUUCUUAACUCUGCAAUUUCAACCUUGUAUUCCGGCUAUGCGUUCGGGUUAAUUUCAAUGGGAGUCUUUCAACUCAUUAUGGAACACGUGAUAGGAACAAACACUAUAUCAAAGGUGAGAUUCUGCGCAAUUUUAUGUCACGGAGUAAAGGCAGCCAUAGCAUUUCUCACGGCACUAUGGAUCACAUAUCUCUAUUUAAAGUACAACUGGUAUGUUAGAAGGGUUGAAGCUGAAGAGAGGGUCAUAGAAGAAGAGGAAAAGAAGAAUCGUACUAGCGAAGAAGAAUUGACAAAAAUGCAACAGUUGUCCAAGGUGAUAGCAAUUGUACCAUAUUAUCUCCCUCGUCUUGUUGUUCAGGGAUUUGGAACAACCAUGAGAGUAUUUUUCUAUCCUUAUCUAGUGCCAUUCCUGGUGGAUUUGUCUAACCGAGAGAAGCUCGUCAUCUCGCUUUCCUACACAUUAUUUGACUUUGUGGGUACGAAUUAUGCGGGAAACUUUGAUGAAACGAUUGACCCAUCUGAAAAGACUCCCUCUCAGUCUCAUCUUUCAUUUGUGUUGUCGAGGGAUAUCAAUCUUUAUAUUUUGGGGUUUUCGUCGAUUUCCGUGGCUGGAUUUGUUGUGUGGAACAUUUGGACCUGUAAAUUCAGAUUAGCAAAGUCUUCACUUGUGCUCUUGUGUGUGACAUCUCUGCAUGGUUUUAUAGGAGGGCUCCUUACUGGAAGAGGACUAAAUGGUUCAUUUUCCCUCAUUGAGUACUACAACACUCAGACGAGGGCAGACGGAACAAAGAUUAUAGGAGAUGAUAUAAUAAGCCUCGGAAAUAUAAUAAACGACGUUUGUUUUAUCUAUGAUUAUGCCAUCGCUUUUGUAAUAUCUACACUUUCUAACAUUACCGAGAGACUCAUAGUCAAUCACAAAAAUUCCAGAGAGUAUAUUCUCAGCAACAACAAGGGCGAUUUAUCAAUCGAAACUGUACAAGCCCUAUUAACGCAGUUUAAAGUUGGUUGA